Aspergillus luchuensis is the source of this 717-nucleotide messenger RNA. Its product is annotated as glutathione S-transferase family protein. The record is from RefSeq and is a predicted model, not a curated record. Gene Ontology annotation, cellular component: cytoplasm. The transcript has 2 exons. Lineage: Eukaryota; Fungi; Ascomycota; Eurotiomycetes; Eurotiales; Aspergillaceae. The coding region runs from base 1 to 717 and encodes 238 amino acids.
AUGUCUUCCCCCAAGAUCAUUCUCUACACCAAUCGCACCUGCCCCUGGGCUCAUCGCGCCCACAUUGUUCUCCAGGAGCUUGGUCUUCCCUUCGAAGAGGUCACCAUUGACUUGGACACCCCACGCGAGCCAUGGUAUCUGGAAGUCAACCCGCGCGGUCUUGUUCCCUCCCUCUCUUACAAUGGUGAGGUUAUCACCGAAUCCGGCAUCGUCGCUCAAUUCCUCGCCGACGCAUACCCCUCCCACCUCGUGCCCCCUUCAAACACCCCCGAGGGUGCUCUGCAGCGCGCCCGCAUCGCCUUCUUCGUCGACACCUACUCCAGCAAAGCUGCCCCGCACUACAACGCUGCCCUGCGUGGUGCUACCGAAGCCGACCGCAAGGCCGGCGUUGAGGGAUACGUAGCUGCUAUCAAGAAGGAGAUCGAGCCGCUCCUGUACCAGGGAUUGGAGGGGAAGGAGCACGGACCUUUCUUCGGUGGUAGUGACAAAUUGACUUUGGUGGAGGUGCUGCUUGGUUCGUUCCUAAUUCGUCUGCACGCGUUCGCGGAUAAGGAGGCUGGACUGAUUGAUCCCGCAAUCUGGGAGGGAUUGGCGGAGGCGAAGAACUUCAACCGUUGGGCGCAGGCUACUCGGGAGCAUCCUAGCGUCAAUGGUAUCUUCGAUGCUAAGGCGUGUGCUGACAGGACGAAGAAGAAGCUUUUGGCGAACAGGAAGUAG